Messenger RNA from Bombina bombina (fire-bellied toad), 2216 nucleotides. It is a transcript of the gene ALDOC, whose product is annotated as aldolase, fructose-bisphosphate C. Gene Ontology annotation, molecular function: fructose-bisphosphate aldolase activity. Lineage: Eukaryota; Metazoa; Chordata; Amphibia; Anura; Bombinatoridae. Gene Ontology annotation, cellular component: cytosol. The record is from RefSeq and is a predicted model, not a curated record. Bases 500 to 1594 code for a protein of 364 amino acids. The transcript is spliced from 9 exons. Gene Ontology annotation, biological process: glycolytic process; fructose 1,6-bisphosphate metabolic process.
GUAUCCUGUUUCCUGUAAACAGGUGCUUAGUAUUGAAACUGCUUCCUAGCAGGUGUAUGUGCAGUUGUUUCUUAGGAUACAAACCUAACAUAAUCUCCUUUCUCUAAGCCACUUGGACAUCUGAACUAAGGAUUAAAACUCCUCUCUACUACUGCAGUAUUUAUUGCCCCUGCAGUUUCUGAAGCUACAUUGGACCGCAACAUAUUUCACAGCACACCUUCCUAUUACAAAAUCUUGUGCUCCCUUCUUGCCACAACUCCACUGGCACUUAGUGGUUGUUUCCUGAGGACAAGUCAACUAACCAGAAGAAAACCAAAGCAAUUACAAAGAGGAAAACUGGAUUGUAAAACCGGAACUUAGCCACACCCCCUUUAGUGACAUCACUCUCUGUUCAUUCAGCUUCAGUACAGCCUACUCUGAUUCAGUGUGUCAGCAGCCUGUCAGCAAGUCUGAAAAGGAUUGUUUCCAUCUCUACACUAUCUGAUACAAGAACUUCAGAAUGACUCACCAGUACCCAGCACUCUCUGCUGAGCAGAAGAAGGAGCUAUCUGAUAUUGCACAGCAGAUAGUGGCUUGUGGGAAGGGAAUUCUUGCUGCUGAUGAAUCUGUUGGGAGUAUGGACAAGCGCCUAAGUGGCAUUGGAGUAGAGAAUACCGAAGAGAACAGGCGCUUGUACCGUCAAAUUCUAUUUAAGGGAGAUGACCGUAUGAAGAAAUGCAUUGGGGGUGUUAUAUUUUUCCAUGAAACAAUGUAUCAACAAGGGGACUAUGGAACAAAUUUUGUAAAGAUGAUUAAAGAUAAAGGAAUUCUUGUAGGCAUCAAGGUUGAUAAAGGUGUAGUCCCUCUUGCUGGUACUGAUGGAGAGACAACAACUCAAGGUUUGGAUGGAUUAUCAGAGCGCUGUGCUCAGUAUAAAAAAGAUGGUGCUGACUUUGCUAAGUGGAGAUCUGUACUGAAAAUCAGUGAGCAUACACCAUCUUCCCUUGCUAUUAUGGAAAAUGCCAAUGUACUUGCUCGCUAUGCCAGCAUCUGCCAACAGAAUGGUAUUGUUCCCAUUGUGGAGCCUGAAAUUCUUCCUGAUGGAGAACAUGACCUGAAGCGCUGUCAAUAUGUGACUGAAAAGGUGCUUGCUGCUGUAUACAAGGCCCUUAGUGACCACCAUGUGUAUCUGGAAGGCACACUACUUAAACCAAAUAUGGUAACUGCUGGACAUGCUUGUCCAACAAAAUACGUAUCUGAUGAGAUUGCCAUGGCAACUGUGACUGCCCUGCGCCGCACUGUGCCACCAGCUGUGCCAGGAGUUACCUUUCUCUCUGGUGGUCAAAGUGAGGAGGAAGCUUCUAUUAACCUAAAUGCAAUUAAUAAAUGCCCCUUAGCCCGACCUUGGGCUCUUACUUUCUCCUAUGGACGUGCACUGCAGGCUUCAGCUCUCAAUGCCUGGCAUGGCAAGAAGGAGAAUGAGAGUGCAGCUUCUGAGGAGUUCCUGAAGCGUGCCGAGAUAAAUGGACUCGCAGCUUGUGGCAAGUAUGAGCACAGUGGUGAUGGAUCAUCGGCAGCCGGUCAGUCUCUGUAUGUGGCUAAUCAUGCAUACUGAUCACUGACUUGCAGAGAACCUCCAACCUGCUACACUCCACCUGUAAGCAGCCUCCAUGUGGACAUCACUUCAGUCAGAGCCUGGAAUCGUCACAACCCACAAUCUUGUUUUAGCACUUAUUGUUAGUCAUUGCAGCUAACUGUGGUGGUGCUUAAUGGUUAAUCAAAAUAGAGUUGUUGCUACUAAAAGUACUUGGAUUUUAUUCAGGGUAUAACAUCUUAUUCCAGACUAGCGUCCCUCAUUCAGCCAUACUGUUAGAUCUGUUGCAGGCAAAAUUUAAGUAGUGGUGACUGACACUUUAAGGGUAGCUGUACUGUUGGACAGAUGAAAUGUUUAGGUAAUAUACCUAGUUCAGGCAUGGGUUUAUCCUCAGAUUGUGCCCAGCUGACUUGAGGCACACCUAUUGAAUUCUCCAGGCCCUGUUCUGUGAAAGGUUUGCACUCUGCUGUAGUGUUAGUGCUUUUGAGCCACACAUUCCUUUGAGGUCAUUUUGUCCUGCACCUUAGAAAUUGUGAAAGAAGGUAACUUACUGCUGUGCAUUUUUGUUAAAUCUAGUGUUGUCGUACGCAACUAAUGUACCAAAUAUAAAUCUAAUAAAUCUCUAUUGUCUGUUUUGUCUUUA